Messenger RNA from Racocetra persica, 580 nucleotides. The record is from the annotation of a GenBank genome assembly. NCBI's taxonomy places the organism in Eukaryota, Fungi, Glomeromycota, Glomeromycetes, Diversisporales, Gigasporaceae.
UUUUGUCAAUAUUGCCUUAAAACUAGGAGAACAAAAUUUCAUAAACUCGGAUGAGGUGAUGCAUAAUAUUACUACCGGGGAGAAUACAAUAAAAGCGAAUACAAUUAAUUCGUCUCCUGAGGAGAAUACAAUAAAAGAAAAUACAAUUAAUUCGUCUCCUGAGGAGAAUACAAGAAAAGAAAAUACAAUUAUUUCGUCUUCUAAAGAGAAUACAAUAAAAGAAAAUACAAUUAAUUCGUCUCCCGAAACACCACUAACAGAGGAUGAGAAAAUUAACAUAAAGUACUGCCAAGAAAAAACAUGUAAAUUCCUGUUUCCAUAUCAGUACCCAGAACAAGAGACCCGUGCCAACAUUCACGCUCGCUCUUACACACAAUUAGCGCGAUCUUUAAAUCGUACAUUAGUCAUAGCAAACGUUGGAAAUUCAAGAAUUAGAGCAUGUGGUCUAUAUCCAUUCGACUUUUAUUAUGAUUUAAAAGCAUUCAAAAAAGAUUAUCCGGACAUUCGAUUUUUAACUCAAGAUAAAUUUUUGGAAUGGAUAGAAGAAAGAAAAAUUCAACCAAUUGCACAGCAUUCACGG